AAGAAAAGCGAUGUCAUCCAUGAUCCUUCCUCCAAAACUGCGCGAGUUCGUCUUCGCCUUCAUGGAGCGCUUCCAUGAUCGGCGCCGUCACCACCACUGCCCACCCCUUCUACACGCCCGAGAUUUUCAAGCAGUUCAAGGCUUCCAAUGCCAAGCUCAUCAUCACUCAUUCCCAGUUCGUCGACAAGCUUCGAGAAGCUCCUGCCGACGGCGCCGCCCCCGACCAAAAUAACUACCCGAAACUUGGCGAACACUUUAAAGUUGUCACAGUGGACGAUCCUCCAGAGAAUUGCUUGCAUUUCUCGGUGAUCUCGGAGGCCAACGAGACGGAGCUUCCGGAGGUGGUGAUCGAUCCGGAGGACCCAGUAGCGUUACCAUUUUCUUCGGGGACGACGGGGCUGCCCAAGGGUGUGAUUCUAACGCACAAGAGCUUGAUCACCAGCGUGGCCCAGCAGGUGGACGGGGAGAAUCCAAACCUGUACUUGAAGGAAGACGACGUGGUACUGUGCGUGCUGCCGCUGUUUCACAUAUACUCGCUGAACAGUGUGAUGCUGUGCUCGCUGAGAGCAGGGGCGGCAGUGCUGGUGAUGCACAAGUUUGAGAUCGGGACACUGCUGGAGCUGAUACAGCGGUACCGGGUGUCGGUGGCGGCGGUGGUGCCACCGCUGGUGAUAGCAUUGGCGAAGAAUCCAAUGGUGGCGCAGUUCGACCUGAGCUCGAUUAGAGUGGUGUUGUCGGGAGCGGCGCCGCUGGGAAAGGAGUUGGAGGAGGCGCUCAAGAGCCGAGUCCCUCGGGCAGUCUUGGGUCAGGGAUAUGGGAUGACUGAAGCAGGGCCGGUGCUAUCGAUGUGCUUGGCAUUCGCAAAGGAACCGUUGCCAAGCAAGUCAGGGUCAUGCGGGACGGUGGUUAGAAAUGCAGAGCUCAAGGUCAUUGACGCUGAAACUGGUUGCUCCCUUGGCUACAACCAACCCGGCGAGAUUUGCAUCCGCGGCUCUCAAAUCAUGAAAGGGUAUUUGAAUGAUGCGGAGGCAACGGCAACGACGGUGGAUAAGGAGGGGUGGCUUCACACUGGUGACGUGGGUUUUGUGGAUGAUGAUGAGGAGGUUUUUAUUGUGGACAGAGUGAAGGAGCUCAUCAAAUUCAAAGGCUUUCAAGUGCCACCAGCUGAGCUGGAGUCCCUACUUGUGAACCACCCAUCCAUUGCAGAUGCAGCCGUCGUUCCGCAAAAAGAUGAGGCUGCUGGUGAAGUUCCUGUUGCAUUUGUGGUUCGAUCCAAUGGUCUUCAACUUACUGAAGAGGCUGUAAAAGAAUUUAUAGCAAAACAGGUGGUGUUUUACAAGAGAUUGCACAAGGUGUACUUCAUCCAUGCCAUUCCAAAGUCUCCCACUGGAAAGAUAUUGAGAAAAGACCUGAGAGCCAAGCUAGCCACACCAACCCCAUUGGCCUAAUGGCCUUUCUAUAAUUAAGCAGACGUCGUGUACGUUUUUGUACAUCAACCAAUUCAUGAAUCGGUGCUUCUUUCUUUAAAUUAAAUCAAAUUGCUUGUUUGCUGCAGUAAAGCAGGCAUUAUUAUGAUUUUUUUUUCUUUGAAUAAUAAUGCAAACAGCUCCAAGACGCAUGCAGUCCCUUAAUUUCCUUAAUUGUAACAAUUAAUUCAUCUUGUGGCCGUCUUUGUCUUUAUUUUAUUACUUAAUUUAAUUAUAUUAUAUCAUUAUAUGUUGUGCUC
This is a messenger RNA of Prunus persica (peach), 1726 nucleotides long. Its product is annotated as 4-coumarate--CoA ligase 2. The record is from RefSeq and is a predicted model, not a curated record. Gene Ontology annotation, molecular function: 4-coumarate-CoA ligase activity. Lineage: Eukaryota; Viridiplantae; Streptophyta; Magnoliopsida; Rosales; Rosaceae.